Stylophora pistillata is the source of this 1818-nucleotide messenger RNA. RefSeq names its product phagosome assembly factor 1. The record is from RefSeq and is a predicted model, not a curated record. NCBI's taxonomy places the organism in Eukaryota, Metazoa, Cnidaria, Anthozoa, Scleractinia, Pocilloporidae. Gene Ontology annotation, biological process: Golgi to plasma membrane protein transport. Gene Ontology annotation, cellular component: trans-Golgi network.
UUUUCUGGGGCCAAUGACGUGAUAGGAAUUUGCAAAAGAUUUUACAUGAAACGCCUCAUAUUCUUCUGUCAUAGAAGUAGAAAAGUGUUCUUGAAGUUUGAGACGCAUAAUCAUGUUGGAUUUGGAAGUCGUUCCUGAAAGAUCCUUGGGAAACGAGCAAUGGGAAUUUAUACUUGGAAUGCCUGUCGCACAAUGUGUGCAAAUCCUGAAGCGCCAAUGUCGCGUGAUCAAAUCGGUACAAGCGAUGUACAGCGAGGCGAACCCUCUGGCAAUGGAUCUGGUCUUAAACUUUCCCAAUGAUGGAAUUAGACUGGUCUUUGAUCCUGUUACACAGAGACUUAAGAUAAUUGAAGUUUACAGUAUGAACAAGGUCAAGUUGAAAUACUGUGGAGUACACUUCAAUUCUCCUCAAGUCCAACCAACAAUUGAACAAAUUGACAUGUCAUUCGGAGCAACACACCCAGGAGUUUAUGAUCCCACCCAUCAGCUCUUUAUUCUGAACUUCAGAGGUCUCUCCUUCUCUUUCCCAAUUGACUCAAAAUUUGAGCCAUACUACACUCAUGGAUUGGGUUCUCUCAAAUUCUCAUCUGGAUCCUCACCAGUUGUGUCACACAUGUCAAUUUACCAUGGCAACAACUUGACAGAUGCCAAGGCACCUCCUCUUCCUCUCCAGUGUUUUCAUGGCAACUGUUUUGCAGAGAGUGUUGAGAUCAUAAACCAGGAUGGUAAUGUCCUGGGUCUGAAAUGCUUCCUUGUGGCAGAAGGUCCUGGUCCUGGUAAGAUUUUAGAGCUACGACGAAGAACAUUUGAGAGGAAUGUGAUGUUUGGAGACUCAUGUCAGGAUGUUUUAAGCUCUCUGGGAUCUCCAUGUAAAGUCUUUUACAAAGCUGAAGAUAAGAUGCGGAUCCAUUCUCCUUCUCCUCACAAGCUUGCCCAGUCUAAGAGUUCAGAUUACUUUUUCAACUACUUCACUCUUGGAAUUGACAUCUUGUUUGAUGCAUACAGCCAUCUGGUGAAGAAGUUUAUUCUGCACACUAAUUUUCCUGGACAUUACAACUUCAACAUGUAUCAGCGCUGUGAAUUUAAGGUUGGAAUUCAGAGAGAUUCCAAAGUGGGACAGUGUUCAGGAUUACUUGGGAAAACCAGUGGAGGCGCCUGUGGUACUCAAUCGGUCUUCUUCCACCAACACCACCAACCCGUUUGGCUCAACUUUCUGCUACAAUCUGCAACACAUGAUUUUUGAGGUGAUGGCUAACAACCAUUUAGCAUCAGUUACAUUGUAUCCCCAUAGCAACAAGACAGAUAACCAUCUUAAAACAUAAACGUCCUUUGAAGUGGAGUGGUUGGGUGUGUGAUCACGUGACUUAGGAUGGCUGGCAAUUCACUGAAUUUCCAUAGAGAUAAAGCGUUCUCGGCUGAGACACAAUUGUCUCCUUGUACUGUUGUUUGGGAGGGGCAUUUGAUAUAUUGAUAGAGAGAGAAAUCGCGUCCAUCUGUUUCUUUUUUUUCCUCUAUGAAAACCAUUAUUGACUAUUCAGAACCCUCUUUACCCUGAUAUGAGCUUUGAGAAGUAAAAUGAGUUAAAAUUUUUUCCGUAUUGCUAUAUUCGAUUGUUUAUAUUACUUGUUUUACAAAAACAAAUUAUGAUUGUUGUUGCUUAACACUUGCAAGAAUUAUAACUAAUUUAUAGCCUUCCAUUUUGUAUAUACUGAUGUAAAUAAAACAAAGUGGAUAUUAACUGUUAAGUAACAAUGUAAUCUUGUAAAAUAAGACUAUUGUCACGGUUUCGACAAAUAAAUGAAUUUCAUGAGAUUGAAA